UUGAGAAUGGGCUCGAAUCAUUUGAGCCACCACAACGCCGGAACAAGUCGUUCCCAUUGUAACACUCUCCUGAUUCAUUCUGGGCGAGAACAAGAAGUCCCGAAAACUAGUGCCUCAUUUUUUGCUAUUUCAUCACGCCUCAUUGGAAACGAUUUGAUGUUGUGCGCCUCGCUUGUCCCACAGAGAAGCCAACAACAGCACCCUCAUUGUUCGGAUUAAUAUUAUGCAAGGUCAUGUGAGCAUCACUUGACGCAGCAACCGAGAUUAAGUGAAGUUUUUGAUGAGUUGUUCUCACGCAAUAUGAAGUUUCCGCAACUCGAAAUCUGUGCCAUCAUUGCCGUCCAAGUAAUUUGCGUGAUUGAAAAUUCCACGCAAUCUUCCCAGUUGCAUCACAAGCUUCCAAAGAAAGAGAUACUCAGCACUUUCGUUCAACCCGGUCCCAAUGUAUGGGUGGGCGAGUCCAUUACUCUGGAGUGCAAACUGAGCCAUGCCACGCCUACAGCCACUGCAGUUUGGCAUCGGGUUCUGUUGGAUCCAGCCGGUCGAAAAUUGCGAUCUCUGGGAUUGGAAGACAACCUGAAUGCGGAAAUGGAAAUUAUCAUUGUGCGAGAACGAACCGCCGAAUUGAUCUCCCAUGGAGACCUUCUUUUGAUCUCAGAUCCACGAUUCCGCCUCAAUGUUCACCGAGGGAAUCAUACGGUUGUUUAUCGCCUUGAGAUCGAGUCUACUAAAUUGGAAGACUCCGGUGACUAUGAAUGCCAAAUGACAUCAACGGAGGAAAAUGACUUCUCCAACCCCCAUAAAGUUCUCAACCAACGGAUAGAAGUUAAUGUCUUCCAAAGGCAUGUUCCAAAAGCAAACCAGGUUGAAGAGCAAACUAGAGUGAAGCAGUUGGACAAAAUUUUAUUGGACAAAAAGCAACUUAACCCCAAGAUUACGGAGAAAAAAGCCUCGUCAAUGCAGGUUCAACAAUCCACCAUGGCCAUGGAAAUUGGAUCUCAUAGUAUUAUAUCAUCGUCAACGAGCCUCCAAGCGGCACCAUUCGUCUUGUUCCUCGUAUUGGAAAUGAUGAUCCCAUGGAUAUCAAAAUCCAUGUUGCUGAAUGCUGAUGAGGAAUAUGUUCUUCUAAUAUAGGGUUUUAUAUUCAGCUCUUAUUCUAGACGAUCAUUAGAACAAGAAUAAGACAGUAAGAUAUUUCAUAA
Tigriopus californicus is the source of this 1202-nucleotide messenger RNA. RefSeq lists its product as uncharacterized. Bases 301 to 1134 code for a protein of 277 amino acids. Lineage: Eukaryota; Metazoa; Arthropoda; Copepoda; Harpacticoida; Harpacticidae. The record is from RefSeq and is a predicted model, not a curated record. The transcript is spliced from 3 exons.